AGAAAAAAGCAAGCUUGAUUCCAGUAAAACCCACGUCACCCCACUCACUGAUAAAAAAGCAAACACAAAAAAGCCAAAAACAAAGUGUACUAAAAAAUCAAUGCAAUACAUAUAUACACAGACACAGACACCCCCACACACUCUCACAUUUUCCCAAACAAACACACACUGUGUUCUAGAGAGAGAGGUAGGGGCUCACAGUCACUCAUGGCAGCACAAGCACAUGCUGAUGAUGAUCAAGAAAUUCAAGAAACCCAACAACUGCCCACUUCCACAACCACCAUUGAACUUCACAGCAACCACCAAGACCAUGAAAAGCUUCUAUCUUCCUAUCUGGGUCUGAGCUUCGCAGUCUUUCUCGGCCUCAUUCCAAAACCCUCGAUUUCCUUGGUCCCAACUCUUCAAUCUCGCAACAGAGACCUGUUUUUGAAGCUGGUUGAAGCGGAGGAGGAGCUCAGGCAGCUCCGCUCGCGGCGGAAGGAGGACUCCAAGGCCAACGCGAGGGUGGUUGAGAUCUUCGCCAGUCACCGCCACGCUUGGCAGCAGGAGGAGAAGCGGCUGCUUCACCAGAUCGAUGCUGGGGCGGAGGAGAUCGCGCAUUUGAGGGCUAGGGUUGAGGAGCUCGACAAAUCGGAGGCGGAGAUGAGGCGGAGCGUUGAGGAACUUAGGAGAGAGGUUGGGGAGAGGGAUGAGAUGUUGAAUUUCAUGGCUAGGAGGUCGGAAUUUGAAGAAUCUUCCGACGGAGGCGGCGGCGGCGGUGGCUGUGGAGGGGAGUGCUGUUCGAAUGUUAGGGUUUCGGAGGGGUUGGAUCCAGUGGCGGAGGAGUGUUUUAUGGAGAGAGAAGGACACAAUGGGGAUGAAAUGGGGGCUAUGUAUGGACAGAACAAUGGGUUUAGUUCGGAAUUCUUGAAUUCUACUUCCAAGUUCUGGGCUGAAAGAGCUAGUCUCUGGCAGGAUGUACAGUAUGAAUCUGUUGAUUCAUUGUAUCACAUGAAGCAUUUUGUAGCGAGAAGGGAGUCCCCUUGGAAGGUAGAUGGUGAAACCACAGGUGUCUCCUCUAAACUAAAGUUACUCGAGCAAGAACUGCAGAACUUGGAAAGAAUUGGUAAAGGUGAUCUCUCAAAGGUACCAUCACAGAUGAGAAAGCAAGCAAAGAGAUAUCAGGCUCUUGCGGGAAAGAUUGAUGAUCUAUGCAGAAGAAUGCAGGCAAGUGAUCCCUGUGAACCCAAUCUCAGCUCAGAGUUCCGAACACAGAGGCAAACCGAGUUUUUGAUCGAAGCAUUUCGUCUCCAGCAGCGUGCAGCUGAAAACUGGACAGAAGCUGACAGCAUUGCAAACUGAGACGGGAAAGAGUUUUUUCGGGAUGAGCUGGAAGGUCAGGCCAAACUGGCCACAAGACGUUCCUUGGACUCCAUUAAAAACAACUUCAAAGAAAUCCAAAGAAACUUGGAGAUAUGGCUGGCAAGAAUUAUUGGAGAUGUUGAAGGGAUUCUAGCCAGAGAUGGCGCCUCUCGAGUAAGGGAUUAUUAUAUAUCUAGAUAUCCUUUUGUUCAAUAGAGAUAACCCUGACUGUUACAAUGCAAUCCUGAUCCAGCAAAUAUAUAUAAUAUUCCUUUUUAAAAGUAA
Molecule: messenger RNA, 1626 nt
Organism: Camellia sinensis
Lineage: Eukaryota; Viridiplantae; Streptophyta; Magnoliopsida; Ericales; Theaceae
Source: RefSeq, a predicted model, not a curated record